Messenger RNA from Lactuca sativa (garden lettuce), 2091 nucleotides. RefSeq lists its product as uncharacterized. Lineage: Eukaryota; Viridiplantae; Streptophyta; Magnoliopsida; Asterales; Asteraceae. The record is from RefSeq and is a predicted model, not a curated record.
AUGACAUCUUUUGGUGCAAAAGUUGAUGACGAAAUUAACAAAGGUCGUGGUCCAUAUGUGUUCAAGAUUUUUGGUCAAAUUUUCCAUAGGAUUGGUUCUUUUUGUUCAGAUGAUUCUUCAUAUCCACGUUUUUUACAGUUGUACAUGUGUGAUGAUGAGAAUGAAAUAUCUAAUAGGUUACGUUCUUUUCAUACUAACGGUGAUGUAGUGUUUUCUGUGGGUGUCAUUAAUUCUUUGAGUCGCAUGUUGGAUACUCACAAUGAGUAUGUCUGUACCUUUAAAACAGCGAGGGAUAUGGCUGAAUCUAUGUGUUUAGAUUCAUAUGGUGUAUGCCUCUUCAAUAAUGUUCCUGACAGAAGAUAUGGACCACCUGCUCCUGGGACAUUGGGUUGUAUUGUCUGUGGAGAUAAUGUUAUUGGUGCUGUUUAUGAUAUUGUUAUUUAUUCCAAGUCUGGAUUACCUCAACAAGUUAGCAAGUUACAUCCAACAUACAUGCCUCUACAAUAUCCUUUGUUAUUCCCUUACGGUGAGGAUGGUUGGUCACCUAAAAUGUGUAUCCGUGGUGGUUCUGCGUCAGAAGAAAGAAGUUUAACUAAUAACAUGUAUUACAGUUACCAAAUUCAUGAGCGGAGGGGUGUCUAUUCUUUGAUUUUACAUGCACAACGUUUGUUUCAACAAUAUUUAGUGGAUGCUUAUACAUGCAUUGAGCAGUCUAGGCUUGAUUACAUAGAGCAUCAUCAACAACUGUUAAAGUCUGAGUAUAUUAGUGGUGUUUACGAUGCCCUAUCUCGAGGAGACACAGACAGUCGCGUGAUCGGUAAACGUGUAUUUUUGCUAGCUUCGUUCAUGGGUGGUCCUAGGUAUAUGUACAAACACUAUCAAGACGCUUUGGCUAUAUGUAGAGUUCAUGGAAAGCCCCGAUAUUUCAUCACUUUUACUUGUAAUGUGAGAUGGCCUGAAUAUAGAAGGUACAUAACAGCCGAAUUGCCAGAUACUGCAAGUGAAGCGGACUUGUACAAGACAGUCACCACGUGCAUGCUACAUGGUCAAUGUGGUUUACUCAAUAUACGUGCUCCUUGUAUGCAAGAUAUGAAGUGCACAAAACACUUUCCAAAACCAUUUCUGGAGUCCACUACUUUUGAUGAGAAUGGCUAUGUUCGGUAUAGAAGGCGGUCUAAUAUCAGCCAUGUUCUACAUAACGGUAUUAUAGUUGAUAACGGGUAUGUAGUGCCAUAUAAUAAGCGUUUAUGCAGCCGGUUUGAUGCCCACAUUAAUGUUGAAUAUUGUGGAUGGAACAUGAUGAUAAAAUACUUAUUUAAGUACAUAUCUAAAGGUGUAGAUCGUGUCCGUUUAACUCUUCAGAAGAGUGAAGGUCAUUGUGGUGGCUCCACAUCUGUUGCACCUGUUGCUUUGAACGAGAUUAAGUCAUUUUUGGAUGGCCGAUACAUAUGCCCGCAUGAAGCAGCAUGGAGGAUCCUUAACUUUUCUAUUCACGAACGUUAUCCAGCAGUUCAAGUGCUUCCUAUUCACUUGGAAGGCAUGCAACCGACUAUAUUCAAGGAAACUGCAAGAUUAGAUACAUUGAUAGAUAAUCCAGACUUUGGAGUUACAAUGUUGACUGAGAGGUUACAUAAUAACCAAAAAGAUUCAAGAGGUGUCGGGCUUACAUAUAAUGAAUACCUAAGUAAGUACAAGUGGGACACCCGUGCAAAAGCAUGGGUUCAUAGAGCUGUAACAAUUACAUCAACUUCUACAACUAUUGGUAGACUUGCAUAUGUACAUCCCACCGCAGGAGAGUUGUUUUAUUUGAGAAUAUUGCUUUCUCACCAAAAAGGAUGUAAGUCUUUUGUAGAUAUCAGAACUGUUCGCAGGCAAACGUACUCUACUUUUCGAGAUGCGUGUGAUGCAUUAGGUUUGACGGGUGACGACAAGGAAUGGUUAACAGCCUUCCAUGAAGCAGCGUUUUCAGCAUCAUCAUCGGAACUAAGAUCCUUGUUCUGUCACCUACUAUUAUUCUGUGAAGUUGGCACUCCUCUGUUACUAUGGGAAUCAACAAAGGAUAAAAUGGGUGACGACAUUGAUGGGUUUUAG